AUGACUCACUGCGUCAGUCCGUCCAUCCGUCAGUCAGCCACUCGUCCUACUCCGCCGCCCAAACCUCACGUUGUUAAAGUGAACGUCUAUGAAUGCCUUAAAGCCCAUAAUUCCAAGCGUACUUUGCACAGGGCCAGACCGCUGACCUGGGAUAGCUCAUUGGCUAGAGAGGCUCAAGAUUGGGCUUUAGACCUUGCAACCAGGAAAAUUAUGGAGCAUUCGCCAACCAACGACGACGGAGAAAAUCUUUACGAGUCAUCUGCCACUAGCUCGAAGCCAGCAACAUGCGAGGAAGCAGUGGAGGCCUGGUAUGGAGAAGUGUCCGACUAUCCCUUCUGGAGUCCUCCAAAUUCUAUUUUUGACGUAGAUGCUCAAAUCGGACAUUUUACACAGAUUGUGUGGAAGUCUACUAAGAAAUUGGGCGUGGGGAUUGCUUCUGUAAAGCAUGGUUUCUGGACCACGACUUACAUCGUGGCACGCUACUCGCCUCCAGGAAAUUAUGACGGGAGAUUUAAACAACAAGUUGGAAAGAGCGUCAUGGCUCUGAAAUGAAACAUGUUGUCUCUGAUUUCAUGUCUUACUCAGACUCUACCAGUAGUGCUAGUGAACGAUAAACUUUUACGCUGAAUAAUAACUCUUUAUUGGUUAUGAAUACUGUUGUAUUUGACAAUUCUAAAUAUAUAACUGAUAUUUGUUUAAGAAAUGAUGGUUUUCCUAUUAACGUAUAUUGACUGUAGAUUCUUUUAGACAACUGGUAAAUAUUACCAGAUAUAUCAUGGAACAAUAAUUUUACUGCUGUGGCUCGUGCAUAAUAUGCAAAGCGUAUUUACUGUACUUGCAAUAAAGGAAACAAGAUUGCAAUGUA
Molecule: messenger RNA, 865 nt
Organism: Orbicella faveolata
Lineage: Eukaryota; Metazoa; Cnidaria; Anthozoa; Scleractinia; Merulinidae
Product: Golgi-associated plant pathogenesis-related protein 1-like
Cellular component (GO): extracellular region
Source: RefSeq, a predicted model, not a curated record